AUGUUGGAUAAUGUAACAAAGAAGAGGGAGAGAUUGAACUAUGCUAGAGUUCUAAUUGAAGUCUUGAUGGAUCAAAGCUUGCCAGAUAUGGUAGACUUUGAGAAUGAGUUUGGCAUGAACACGACAAUUGGGAUAAAGUAUGAAUGGAAACCUGUUUCGUGCUCUCAUUGCUCUGGUGUGGGGCAUUUUGCAGCUGAGUGUAAGAAGAACUCGAAUGGUACACAACAGUGGAUUAUUAAGAAGGAUAAUAGGAAGCAAGGGCAAGUAGAUGAUGAAGGCCUUACAAAAGUUACCAACUCCAGAAAAGGGGUUGUCCGAGGCACUAUAAAUGGUUCAGAUGGGGCAAGUGGUAAAAUUGUGCAAAACUCUUUUCAGGCACUUGGUGAAGAGGAUGUGAAUCUUGAAGCAGUGGAGGAAUAUCCAAUUAUGGUCAACACAGGAGGGGGGAGCCCUCUCUUUCUAAUGGAUAAACUCCUUUGUUGGAAUGUGAGAGGAGCCAACAAUCAACAUAAACAACAACUAAUAAAGCAAUUUAUUAAUUCUCAGAAGGUUGAUUUUGUUGGUCUCCUUGAGACUAGAGUAAAGGCUCCAAAACUUGGUGGUAAGAUUGUUAUCGCUUGGAACCCGUGGAGGUUCACUGUUGACAUCCUUAAAUGUACUAGUCAACUUAUGCAUUUAAAGUUGUCAACUGUUGAAGGUUAUGACAGUUUCUUAACUGUGGUGUAUGCUUCAAAUAGCAGAGUAGAGAGAAGGAUAUUGUGGAAGGAUUUGAUGGACCUGAACACAGCUAAGAAAUGGCUUUUAAUGGGAGACUUCAACGAUAUUUUAGCUAAGGAAGAAAGGGUUGGCCACAGGGUUAAAUUUUACCCCCAUGUUGAGUUCGUGAAUUGUGUAAAUUCCUACCUUUUACAAGAUGUCAAAGCAAGUGGAAAUUUUUUCACUUGGUCUAACAAACAACAUGGAGAGGAUAGGAUUUUUUCGAAGAUUGACCGAAUACUUGCCAACCAAACAUGGAUUAACAAAUAUGAACUUGCAGAGGCUGUGUAUCUAAACGAAGGAUUAUUUGAUCAUACUCCUGCGAUUUUGUCUCUUCAUCCAGACCUGGUGAGUGGGAAAAAACCAUUUAAAUACUUUAAGAUGUGGAAAUCACAUCCUAAGUAUGAUAGUUGUUUGAAAGAGGUUUGGGAUCGACCUGUGGUUGGUACUAAAAUGUUUCAAGUCAUCUCUAAGAUGAAGCAGUUUAAACUCAAGCUCAAAGAGAUCAAUAAAGAGGGGUUCCAUGACUUACAUGCUGCUGUUUCCAAGAAAGCUAAAUCUUCCUGGAUACAAAGUGGUGAUUGUAACACAACCCUUUUCCAUGCUUGUAUUAAACAGAGACAGAGGCAGAAUAGGAUUUUUUCUAUUGAGAAGCAUGAUGGGAGUAGGGUCAAUGAUCCAACUAAGAUAACAAAGGCUUUCUUGGAAUUCUAUAACAAGCUACUUGGCACCAAAAUGGACAAUAGAAGGAAGAUAGAGACUAAUAUUCUGGCUAGAGGUCCUAUUCUAACACCUGAUCAUGUCAACCUUCUUACUUAA
Cannabis sativa is the source of this 1575-nucleotide messenger RNA. RefSeq lists its product as uncharacterized. The coding region runs from base 1 to 1575 and encodes 524 amino acids. Lineage: Eukaryota; Viridiplantae; Streptophyta; Magnoliopsida; Rosales; Cannabaceae. Gene Ontology annotation, molecular function: nucleic acid binding; catalytic activity; zinc ion binding. The transcript is spliced from 3 exons. The record is from RefSeq and is a predicted model, not a curated record.